Molecule: messenger RNA, 1515 nt
Organism: Dracunculus medinensis (Guinea worm)
Lineage: Eukaryota; Metazoa; Nematoda; Chromadorea; Rhabditida; Dracunculidae
Source: the annotation of a GenBank genome assembly
AUGCAAAAUGUCGUAAAAGAAGGUUCGAUGGUUAUCUGGGAUUAUCAUGUUAUAUUAAUUCGAAACAUGCAUGGUAGAAAGUAUGUUUAUGACUUGAAUACAAAGUUAGAUUUUCCUUGUGAUCUCAAAACAUAUUGGUCGCAAACUUUUCGUCCUGAUAUUGCGAUAGAUAGCAAAUAUAGAAGGUACUUUCGGGUUUUUUCGGCUUUGGAAUAUUUGAAAAAAUUUUCUUCUGAUCGUCGCCAUAUGAAAAAUGCUAAAGGAGAAUUCAUUUCGUGUCCUCCACAGUGGCCAGCAAUUUAUAAGGAAGUUGCGAGUAUUCGUCUUUUCUACAAUACGUGCAAUUUAUCGAAUCUCAACGACAAUAAAACACAAUUAAUAACAACACCACUGCAACGAUUUUGUAUUGAGCAAAAGAAACGUGAUUUAAUUGCGUUCGCACAUCCAUCGCAAAUCGUCGAUGCGAAUUUUCAGCUUAUCAACAAUUUACCUAACUUUUUUAUAGGUUUUGAUCCGACAUCGAAUAGUUUGCAUAUAGGUAAUUUGUUGAUUCUAACGAGCCUUUUGCGAAGUAUUCAAUUUGGUUGUCAAGCAAUUGUGUUAAUUGGAAGUUCAACAGCUUCAGUUGGUGAUCCUAGCGGUCGUCAAAUAGAACGUGAUUUCUUGGAAAGCGAUACUAUCAGGCUGAAUGCAAUACAAAUACAUUCACAAAUAAGUCAUAUAUUUUCCAAUUUCUCGGAAAUGUAUCCAAAUAUUGCCUACAAACUGGAAAUAGUUGAUAAUAUGGAGUGGUAUUCUAAGAUUGGUGGCAGUGAUCAGUUGGGGCAUUUGGAUAUUGGAUGCGAUUAUAUAAUGCGAAGAUCAGGCAAAAAUUCGGCAGGACUUUGUUUGCCACUUCUUACUGAUGCUGCUGGUAAUAAAUUGGGAAAAUCAUUAAGUAAUAUUGGUGGUAAUAUUUGGCUGAAUGAAAGAAAAACUUCAUCCUAUGCUUUUUACCAGUUUUUCCAGCAGAAACCAGACAAAGAAAUCGUAGCUCUUUUUAGACAGUUUUCUUUGCGACCUUUUGAAGAAAUUGAGGCAAUACUUGUUCAUCAUUCAAACAAUUUGGGUCAAUGGAUAGCACAAAAAGAAUUGGCAACCGAAUUAACUAGAUUGGUUCAUGGACAGAGAGGGCUUGAAAUUGCUGAACAAUGUUCUAAUGCCAUAUUUCACGAUAAUUUGGAUGGACUUUUGAAUUUGCCUGCAUCAACAAUUGAAAAUCUUUUCGGAGAAGCGUCUUCAUUUCAUCUUUCGCGUUCAAAAAUUAAAAAUUUUGGUGAUUUGGCUAAUCAGUGUCGCAGAGAUAAGUUUUACGGUUCUGUGCUAAUGAAAGAAGGAGCAUUAAAACUGAACGGCAAAAGAUAUACCGAUCCAAAAAGAAGCAUCGAUUUCAGUGAAAUUAAUUUUGGUGGUAAAAAUCUUACAAUUGUUUGUUGGGGUAAGCGAAAGUAUAGUUUGAUUCGCUGGUCAGAGUAA